Messenger RNA from Syzygium oleosum, 1420 nucleotides. Its product is annotated as zinc transporter 4, chloroplastic-like. The record is from RefSeq and is a predicted model, not a curated record. Gene Ontology annotation, biological process: zinc ion transmembrane transport. Gene Ontology annotation, cellular component: plasma membrane. The transcript has 5 exons. The coding region runs from base 142 to 1383 and encodes 413 amino acids. Gene Ontology annotation, molecular function: zinc ion transmembrane transporter activity. NCBI's taxonomy places the organism in Eukaryota, Viridiplantae, Streptophyta, Magnoliopsida, Myrtales, Myrtaceae.
CCCCAUGCUCCUCCUCCUCCUCCUUCCCCCUGUCAUCGCGGCGCCGGCACCGGGCUCUCCUCCCGCUUGCGCAUCGAUCGCGUCCCGCGGCGAUCGAUACCCGGCUCGGGUGAAGCCGCCCGGGAACGCGUCUUCCGGUCCAUGCUUUCCUUCGAGGAACUCUCGGAGAUGCUGUUCCUCGAUCGUCCGAUGUCGAAGCCUAGGGCUUAUACAGAUUUCCUUUUCCAUUCUCUAGCUCCUUUCAAGUUUAACGCCAGCUGCCAGUCGAUAGAAUUAGAGUCUUGCCGCGAUGAUUCGGUUGCCUUCACGCUCAAAUUCGUCGCCAUGGCAUCGAUUCUAGUGGCUGGCGUUUGUGGAAUUGCGAUUCCGCUGGUCGGGAAGCGCAGGAAGUUUCUCCGCACCGAUGGGAGCAUUUUUGUGGCAGCCAAGGCCUUUGCUGCUGGUGUAAUUCUUGCCACGGGAUUCGUCCACAUGCUGUCGGGUGGAACAUCAGCACUCUCAGAUCCGUGCUUGCCUGAAUACCCUUGGUCGAAAUUCCCAUUUGCUGGGUUCUUUGCCAUGAUGGCCUCCUUAGCAACCCUUCUUGUCGAUUUUGUGGGGACUCAGUAUUAUGAGAGAAAGCAGGGUUUGACUCAAACAAGUGAGGAACAAGGUCGAGUUGGAUCUGUGGAUACAAGUCUCGAGUCAGGUCUACUUGCAGUUGAGGGGAAGGUAUUUGGAGAAGAAGAAGGCGGUGGAAUGCACAUCGUGGGAAUGCAUGCGCAUGCAGCUCACCACAGACAUAACCAUUCUCAGGGACAGGGCGCAUGUGAUGGGAACCUGACGGAACCCUUACACUCUCAUGAUCAUGGUCAUGGGCACGGGCACUCACAUGGACUGGGGGAUGGAGAAGGGGAUGGUCAUGCCCGGCAUGUCGUCGUUUCUCAGGUUUUGGAGCUUGGAAUAGUGUCACACUCAGUAAUUAUCGGUAUAUCCCUCGGUGUUUCGCAGAGCCCAUGUACUAUAAGACCACUGAUAGCGGCACUUUCUUUUCAUCAGUUCUUUGAAGGAUUUGCACUCGGAGGUUGCAUUUCCCAAGCCCAAUUUAAAACUCUCCCGGCCACUAUUAUGGCCUGUUUCUUUGCCAUAACAACUCCUGCAGGGAUCGCUGCGGGAACCGCGAUCGCUUCAUCCUACAAUCCCUACAGCGUCGGAGCGCUGAUCACCGAAGGUAUAUUGGACUGCAUGUCAGCCGGCAUCUUGGUGUACAUGGCCUUGGUCGACCUGAUUGCUGCCGACUUUUUGAGUAAAAGGAUGAGCUGCAACUUUAGACUUCAAGUAGUGUCUUAUUUAAUGCUCUUUCUUGGUGCGGGAUUGAUGUCUUUACUUGCCAUCUGGGCUUGAUUUCAUUAAGAUUACUGCUAAUUAUUUUUUGCCCUCA